Molecule: messenger RNA, 1398 nt
Organism: Gamsiella multidivaricata
Lineage: Eukaryota; Fungi; Mortierellomycota; Mortierellomycetes; Mortierellales; Mortierellaceae
Exons: 5
Coding region: 201-1364 (387 amino acids)
Source: RefSeq, a predicted model, not a curated record
CACAGUCGUCCGUCUCAAGGGAGACUAAUAUCACAGUAAACCGUUUGAAUAGGGCCUUAGCGACUGUGUAUGCAGAUUUGUUUGGCAAGGCAUCCAGCAAUGCGGACCGAGUACAGUCGCAGUAAUUGAUUGAACUUUGUGUCCGAAGCAAACGCAAGACAAAAUCGUUGUCAACCAACAUACAGCAUGACCCUUCACAUAUGGGUCCAAAUGGCCAACUGUUGCUCUUUGGAACGCCAGACCAGCCCGCAGUGACCUCAGGCCAGGUCGUGUUCGAGACUGAUCAUGCCGCGAAAGGCGAGGUCUUGGAGAUUUUCUAUUCUGUGGCGGUCGGCAUUGAGUGGCGAGAAACGGCUGAAAAGGUCGGCGGUGGGUUUACCCUCCGCACACCUAUCGAGCAACGGAAGAUAAUUGUCGCAUUAAAGCAUCCAAAACCUGGCAUGAUUAAGGCUGGCAAGUGCUCUUCCAACGUCAACUUUCCAAUUGAACCGUCCUUUCCAUCAUCCAUGCAUCUUCAUAAAGGUUUCGUUGCGCGUGGUGAAAACCUCUUACCGCUCCGUGUUCCCGAGUCGACUGAUUCGCAAGCAUACUAUUUCGAUGAGGCAUCGAACGAGCUGGUGUCAAGUCGAACGACAGACAUUUCGUAUACAUUGGAAGUCCCUACUACGACUUUCAUGGCAGGCGAGACAAUAGCUCUCGCUAUGGAGUCAGUUCCUGAGCUUGAAUUAGCAAGGGAUUCGGUACCCGUAUUUUCGAGCGAGGAGUAUAGAGGCCUUUUACCUCACUGGCUUGGCAAGAGUCGAUCACAGGAUAUGUCCAAUAUGCCUAAUAUCACUGUCUGCCUGAAGCAGACUGUCACUUAUUCGAAUCGUGACAGGAGUAGAACGUUUCACGAGCAUGCCAAGUUUGCAUCCACACUCCGGUUAGAUAAUGAGAUGGGAGGUACUUUCGCCAACGGAGUUGUGAGAGAUGGCUGGAAGGUAGUGUUGAAGAUGACCCUACCCAGAUUGGGCGCCAACCGCGUGGAUACGGAGAAGGAGGCGCAUGACGAACCGGAAGGAUUAAAAGCAAGUCUGGACAACCCGUUCCUAAGGAUUGACCAUAAGUUGCGGAUUAAGCUGAAAUAUGAUAAAACCCUGUUUUCAUCCAAGGUCCGCAAGUUCGAGAUUCCUGUGACCAUUGUCGCUCCUUCCGGUCCUGGGUCUAUCCCGUUCCGAUUUGACGCUAUACCUUGGUCCUCCAAAUCGACGGGUUCAGGGGCAUCUUACACCAGCACUAAACCAGCCAAAUUGAAUUCCGUCUCUCAUAACGUGAAGCUAGCCCAAGGCAUUGCAGCUGUCCUGCAUGCGGUUCAUGCUGCCUAGGGACAUCAGCUUAAAGAGGGGAUUUGAAGAAGCC